AUGACGACACCAGCGACGCCACUGAAGAUGAGGGAGAAGGUGGCACCCCCGACCGAGGAGGAAAUGAAAAAGCUCAUGACACAUGUGGAUGUUCCUGAACGACUCUCCUGCGCUGAUUGGUUCGGAUUUGUGGUGAUCGUUCCGCUUGCCCCUUUCACGGUUGUGGUGCUCGUGGCAACAAUGCUGCUGUCAUUGGCGCCGCUGGUUUUAACGGCACUCUUUCAGUACUUUCAACCUGGGAUCGUUCGAGCCUUUGAGAGAGGGGCAGGCUUCUGGGCAAUUUGUGCGCUGGUAAUGGUGCUGUCGACGCCCUCAAUGGUCCUGGCAGUGGUCUGGGCUGUGGUCGUGAACCUCGUUUUUUUCAUCUUCUCGGCUCCAGUCGGCCUCUUUCGUUGGCAGUCGACAGCGCAGUCCUUGCGGACCCUCUGGCCUUACAUGGGUCGGCCCGGAGACUCAUCCGUCGGACUGCGCUCGCCCGCUGACAAGUUGGCGGAGAAGCACGGCUGCAUGUGGAGUUUCGCAGACAUUUUUUGCGCGAUCGCAGGAGCUGUGCACAGGCAGGGCAUUAGCGAGGUGAUGAUUGCGGUUCCGCUUAUGGUGACCAUCAUUCCUUUGUACAAGUGGCUCCUAUGCAAUCCAUUCAUCUACACGCUGAAGGAAGUCUACAUCAAUCAAAGGUCCGAGCCACUCGACGUUGAUGGCGAUGGAAACUCAAAUCUUAAAGACCAGUACCUCGCAUUCCUGGCAAUGCGCAGGCUGGUGUGCAACGCGAAGAUCGGGGACAUCAAUGCACACAUUGUGGACGCCUGGCCCUUUACUGGUCAUCACCAGUUCCCACCCCCGGGCCGAGAAAGUAAGACAGUCGCAGGGUUACAAAUGGGCAUGGGUGGAUAUUGCACCUUGAUCUCUCACACCACACACCCCUAUGAUGUGGAAGGACACAAGCCUCGUAGCGAAUCGGCUGCGCACGGUGUCAUUGUGGUGCGCCUACAGGCGUGGAAUCCAUGGUACCAGCUAGCUGGCUAUGUCGAGGUCAACGUCCGCAAAGACAAUGGUGUUGAACACCCCAUGUGGUUAUGUGCAGAUCCCUCUUCCAAAACGCACAUGAAUUCCUGUUUGUCGAUCAACAAGCUCUUCGUGACGCUGGGCAAGUGUUUUGCUGCCUACCUGCGGGAACAGCCCGAGUUCCAGGACAACCCUUAA
This is a messenger RNA of Symbiodinium natans, 1203 nucleotides long. The record is from the annotation of a GenBank genome assembly. NCBI's taxonomy places the organism in Eukaryota, Dinophyceae, Suessiales, Symbiodiniaceae.